Anopheles coustani is the source of this 1757-nucleotide messenger RNA. It is a transcript of the gene Gale, whose product is annotated as UDP-glucose 4-epimerase. Gene Ontology annotation, molecular function: UDP-glucose 4-epimerase activity. The transcript is spliced from 4 exons. The coding region runs from base 372 to 1424 and encodes 350 amino acids. Lineage: Eukaryota; Metazoa; Arthropoda; Insecta; Diptera; Culicidae. The record is from RefSeq and is a predicted model, not a curated record. Gene Ontology annotation, biological process: beta-D-galactose catabolic process via UDP-galactose, Leloir pathway. Gene Ontology annotation, cellular component: cytosol.
UUGCUUGGAUCGGAUGAAGGGAAGCAAUUUACUAUCAACAACAGGCUCAUACACUUAAGCUACGAGCCUGUUUGAUAAGGCCUCGAGACAAGCGUUUAGAGGGCAGCGCAGGGACAGACUGUAAUAGCCGCAGCAGCAGACACGGAAAGAGAUGCGUAUGUGUCGCCACAGGCAGCAGCAGUGUGUUGUGUGGACAUUCUCGCAGAGCGACACGAAUUAUUAGAUGAGCUGUCCGGACCGGGUGUGGAUCAGUCGGUUCGCGUGGCAGUUUCCAAACAGUGGUAACAAGUGACACCGUGCGGUUGGGCGGCUUCCUUCGUGUACAAUUGCAAUUCUUCCUCCAAAUAUCCGAACCAAAGCCUCAAACCAAUAUGCCAUCGAAUAUUCUGGUCACCGGCGGAGCCGGCUUCGUUGGAUCGCACACCGUGCUAGAGCUGCUAAAUGCGGGCCACACGGUCAUUUGUGUGGACAAUCUUUGCAACGCGUACGGCGGUGGCGCUGGGUCCAAGCUGCCGGAGUCGUUGAAACGGGUGCAGCAAAUUACGGGUGCUAGCAUAAUCUUCUACGAUGUGGACAUCAGAAAUCGGGAGGAGCUGCAGGGUGUCUUUCUGAAGCACAAAAUCGAUUGCGUAGUGCACUUUGCUGCCCUAAAGGCCGUGGGAGAAUCAUGCCGUAUACCGUUGAAGUACUAUCAGAACAAUAUCACCGGCACCAGCGUCCUGCUCGAGGUGAUGGCUGAGGCCGGUGUGUUCAAGAUAGUGUACAGCUCGAGUGCGACGGUCUACGGCGAGCCGCAGAAGCUGCCCCUGACGGAGAGCCACCCGACGGGCAAUUGCACUAAUCCGUACGGCAAGAGCAAAUACUUUACGGAGGAAAUCAUGAAGGACCUGUGCGAGUCGGACCCGCGCUGGUCGGUGGUGUCCCUGCGCUACUUCAACCCGGUCGGAGCGCACAAGUCCGGCCGCAUCGGGGAAGAUCCGAAUGGUGAGCCGAACAAUCUGAUGCCCUACAUUUCGCAGGUUGCCGUUGGGCGCCGAGAGUGCUUGCGUGUGUUCGGUAGCAACUACGAUACGCCGGACGGUACGGGGGUGCGCGAUUACAUCCACAUCGUCGACCUGGCGGAGGGCCACGUGAAGGCGAUCGAUAAGCUGGCGGGCGGUUCGAUCGGCGGAUUCUGUGUGUAUAAUCUGGGUACGGGUCGUGGGUACUCGGUGCUGGAAGUAGUUAAAGCCUUCUCGAAAGCUUCCGGGAAGGAGGUGAAGUACGAAAUUGUAGAUAGACGUGCCGGCGACGUGGCUGCCAGCUAUGCGGACGUUUCGCUCGCCGCCAAAGAACUCGGCUGGACCGCCAAGCGAGGACUGGACGAGAUGUGCGAGGACACCUGGAACUGGCAAAAAAACAAUCCCAACGGGUUCGCCGGGUAGUGAUGGAACACGGGAGGUGAAGGUGGACAGGAGAAUGUGUGUGUGUGUAUAUUACCAGCACGCUGAACUAACUGAACCCGACCAAAGGCAUUCGUUGCAUUUAAGGCAAUUCCUAGUAAUGUUUUAUCCAAAUAGCACACAGCAUUUAGUUGCAUUUCUUCUUAUGCUUUCCGCUUAGAUAAAUUAGUCCAAAUCAGCUAUGCACUUGUAUACUAACAAUCUUAUGGGAAUUAUAGUGAAAUUUAAAGUGUGUAAUAUUUUUUCCGAAGAAUAAAUGAUCACCGCUAACAGACAUGUUGGAAGCAAUCGAAAAAUGUUUUUACAAUAAAACCA